Hipposideros armiger (great roundleaf bat) is the source of this 1421-nucleotide messenger RNA. Its product is annotated as sulfotransferase 1 family member D1. Gene Ontology annotation, molecular function: sulfotransferase activity. Bases 287 to 1174 code for a protein of 295 amino acids. Lineage: Eukaryota; Metazoa; Chordata; Mammalia; Chiroptera; Hipposideridae. The transcript is spliced from 9 exons. The record is from RefSeq and is a predicted model, not a curated record.
UCAGCCCACAACUGUGGGAGUAGCAAUCUUGAGACCAUCCUGCUUCCCCGCCCAUCCCUUAGAGCAGCCACGGCUCCCGGAAACAGCCUCCACACUUGUAAGGAACACAGAUGCGCCAGAGGCCAGUGGAAGGAGCUCGAGUUCUCAAGGGCUGUUCCUAGGCUUGCACCGUACAGUUUAUUAUCUUGGUUGACUGAAACAACAGAGUGAAACUUCCAUUAAACAAUUAUUGUAGAAACAAAAUCUAGACCUCCAGUUCCUCAAGACAGGCACCUGUUUGUCAAAAAUGGACAACAAGCUGGAUUACAUGAGAAGGGAGUUGGUGGAUAUUCAGGGUGUCCCUCUCUUCUGGAGCAUGGUUGAGGCAUGGUCCCAGGUGGAGUCAUUUGAAAGCCGACCAGAUGACCUUUUGAUCUCCACCUACCCCAAAUCUGGAACAACCUGGGUCAGUGAAAUAGUGGAUUUGAUCUAUAACAAUGGAGAUACAGAGAAAUGUAAACGGGAUGCAAUAUACAACCGAGUGCCAUUCAUGGAAUUUAUAGUUCCUGGAAUUUCAAAUGGCGUUGAGGAUUUGAAACGCAUGCAGUCUCCUCGAUUAGUGAAAACACACUUACCUGUUCAACUUCUCCCUUCUUCAUUUUGGAAGAAUAAAUGCAAGAUGAUCUAUGUUGCACGCAAUGCUAAAGAUGUGGUUGUGUCUUACUAUUAUUUCUACAAAAUGGCAAAAAUUCACCCAGACCCUGGUACCUGGGAAGAGUUCCUGGAUAAAUUCAUGACUGGGAAGGUGGCGUUUGGUUCUUGGUAUGACCAUGUGAAAGGCUGGUGGGAAAAGAGGAAAGAUUAUCGUAUCCUUUACUUAUUCUAUGAAGACAUGAAAGAGGAUCCAAAGCGCGAAAUUCAGAAGUUGUUAAAAUUUCUAGAAAAAGACCUACCAGAAGAAACAGUGAAUAAGAUCAUCUAUCAUAGCUCUUUUGAUGUCAUGAAGCAGAAUCCUAGUGCAAAUUAUACUACUGUACCAGAUUUUGAUAUGGAUCAUUCUGUGUCUCCCUUCAUGAGAAAAGGUAUUUCAGGAGACUGGAAGAAUAAAUUUACUGUAGCCCAGUAUGAGAGAUUUGAAGAAGAUUAUGAAAAGAAAAUGAGAGGGUCUACACUGAAGUUUCGUUCAGAGAUCUAAGAAAUACCUGCUCUUUGUCCAACUCCUUAGCUGAUACUUAAAUUAAAAGAAAGAAAUCUCUUAAAACAUUUAGUGAAAGAAAACUAUGUGAUAUUUCCUUAUCUACUGUUAGUGGUUUGUAAUAGAAUAUUCAAAAAAUUUCAAAGUCUACAUAUGAAAAAUCAAUACUGUCUCUAUGAUUUUAACUACCAUUUACAAUGUUAUUAUUCUUAAAUCUAAGUAAUAAAAUUAAGUUUAAAAUCUGUAA